CUCCGCUCCGGUCGUGUGGGCAGGGUGUUCCAGGACGCCCCGCGCAGACGUGAUGUUUCAGCUGCAAAGCAAAUUAUAAAAAAAAAAAAAGAAAAGAAAAGAAAAACAACAGACACGAGCGCUCCAGACUUUAUUUGUGACCAUUUCCCAUUUUCCCGACAGUCGCCCUCCUGAAGGGUUUCCAACACAGACAUCUUGUCUUGUGGGCUCUCCAAAAGCAGAAGACCACCGAGCCCCUUUACGUGGCCACGUCACCGCCAACAACAUGCAAUCACGGAUCCAGGCAGUCGAUGUGACCGGGGGGUGAAGUAACAGGCUGCUGCUGCUCCGCACACACACCAGGAGAAACUUUCUUCCCUGGCUUGUGCCCGCUGAACUGUGACCGCUGCUAUUUUUUUCUUCUUCUUCUUGCGCACCGCCUCUCACUUUAUUUCUACGUGGGCGAGCAGUGUGUGCGUGUAUUUCUGGCACCUCCUCCACAGAUCUGGUUGCCCCCUUGUACCUUACAAGCAGCACCAUGCAUUUCUUCUGCGCCUCUUGGCUACUAUAGUUAGAGCAAGAUCCCGAGAUUUCAACCCCCUUGCUUUAGCUGACUCCCCCCCCUCCCCUCUAUAACUCUGUUUGGACUCCGGGCCGUGCGUCAUGCCGCGACACCUGAAGCACACCUCGGUUCCGUUGCAGGACCGCAUGGUUCCUUUGUAACUGGAUCUACUUUUUUAUUUUUCUGGAGGGAUAGAGGGGCAUGCUCUCCUCUUCUCUGGAGAACACUUGCAAAGAGGAGAAGAAAGUAGAAAGGCGAGGGUGAGCAGCAGCGACCAGGAGGAGGGAGAGAUCAUCUUAGAGAGUGCAACUUCGGCUACUUGUAGAUGUUCGAUCAGGCCACGACUAUGGGCGAUGGGAACCACCGCUGUGGACCCAACCCGCUGUGUCCGGACCGGAUGGAGACCAAGUGCCGCGCCGAGAUAGGGAGCCGGUCCCCGGUUCAGAGCACCACUGACACCCCGGGGACAUCGGCGUCCACUCCGACGUCCUCCAGCGAAGAUGGACACGACAAACUUUUGGGAGUGGACCCCGACUACUGUCGGAGGAUACUAGUAAGAGACGCCAAAGGCACCAUCCGCGAGAUCGUGCUACCGAAGGGCCUCGACCUGGACCGGCCGAAGCGCACGCGGACCUCCUUCACGGCCGAGCAGCUGUACCGGCUCGAACUCGAGUUCCAAAGGUGCCAGUACGUCGUGGGCCGCGAGCGCACCGAGCUCGCGAGGCAGCUGAAUCUCUCUGAGACACAGGUCAAGGUUUGGUUCCAAAACCGGCGGACCAAGCAGAAGAAGGACACCACCAAGGAUUCAGACAAACGCUCGUCCUCCUCAAACGAGUCGUUGGCCACCUGCAACAUCCUGCGCCUCCUGGAGCAGGGCCGCCUCCUCUCGGGCCCCGUCCCGCCGCCGAACUCCCUCCUAGGGCCCCCGCAUCUGGCAAACGGCUCCCUGCUGAGCAGCCCGGGCGGAUGCUCCUCCACCUCUCCGGGGAUCAGCAGCAGCACUCCUCCCAACUCCCUAGUAGGGGGGAAUUUCGGGCUGUCGCUGCCCUCGCUGGGCGGCACCCCACCCUCACCGCGGCUGGGCCUCCCGCCGCCGCACUCCCUCUGCUUCUCCAUGCCGCUGCUGGGGGGCGCCCAUCAUGAACUGACAUCCGUCUACGGCUGCGGCUCUUCCGCUUUUGAGCCGUACAUGCGGCUGGACAGGAAGGAGGCAGAUCUGGGAGGGAAGAAGACUGUUUCUUAAGUAACGUGUCCCUCUUUUAGGACACCAGGGGGGCUGGGACUUUGAUGGAGGGCGUUUGUCCUCAGAUGUUCGC
Molecule: messenger RNA, 1857 nt
Organism: Anarrhichthys ocellatus (wolf-eel)
Lineage: Eukaryota; Metazoa; Chordata; Actinopteri; Perciformes; Anarhichadidae
Gene: vax2
Product: ventral anterior homeobox 2
Exons: 3
Coding region: 867-1784 (305 amino acids)
Biological process (GO): neuron differentiation; central nervous system development; regulation of transcription by RNA polymerase II
Cellular component (GO): nucleus
Molecular function (GO): DNA-binding transcription factor activity, RNA polymerase II-specific; RNA polymerase II cis-regulatory region sequence-specific DNA binding
Source: RefSeq, a predicted model, not a curated record